Messenger RNA from Eleginops maclovinus (Patagonian blennie), 1502 nucleotides. Its product is annotated as putative nuclease HARBI1. NCBI's taxonomy places the organism in Eukaryota, Metazoa, Chordata, Actinopteri, Perciformes, Eleginopidae. Bases 417 to 1451 code for a protein of 344 amino acids. The record is from RefSeq and is a predicted model, not a curated record. The transcript has 4 exons.
ACCGGGGUAACUUCGAGAGUAACUUGGUCACGUGCAGCGUAUGUUGCUGGUUAACCCAUACUACGAAAGUUGGAUAUGUUAAAACCGAGGUAUGCUGCCAUGGCAACAUACGUAGGAUCCCAAAACUGGUCUUCCCAGUUUUAGUUCUUGGUUAACCCUAGCAGCCUGUACUACGAAGCUGGUUUUCUGGCUUACCGGGGUAACUUCGAGAGUAACUUGGUCACGUGCAGCGUAUGUUGCUGGUUAACCCAUACUACGAAAGUUGGAUAUGUUAAAACCGAGGUAUGCUGCCAUGGCAAUAUACGUAGGAUCCCAAAACUGGUCUUCCCAGUUUUAGUUCUUGGUUAACCCUAGGUUUCCGAUUAACCACACCCUAUUUAGACACCACUCCUCCACCGACAUGUCCCCUAAAGACAAUGCCAGCAUACCUGGACGAUCCGUACGAUAUAGGCGCGCAGAUUGUGAGGGGCUCUCUUCGGAGGGCGAGGGUAUUUAGAGACCGCCACAAUCCGCUGGCGUACCCGGACGAUGUUCUCCAUGAAAGAUAUAGAUUCUCAGCUGAGGGAAUUCGUUACCUAUGCCAGCUGCUCGAGGCGGACGUCUCUAAUGUAACCCGCCGAAGUCAGGCCCUCACAAUCGAGCAAAUGUUAUGUCUUUCAUUGCGCUAUUUCGCCAGCGGACAAUAUAUGUAUUCCAUCGGUGAUGCUGAAAACCUGAGUAAGAACACUGUAUGCCGGGUGAUACGGAAGGUGGUACUUGCUCUCACUAAACUGGUGGAUGCAUUUGUUGUAUUCCCUGGCCAUUUGCCUGCACGUCAGAUAAAAGAAGGGUUCUAUGCAAUCGCUGGUUUCCCAAGAGUAAUUGGAGCCAUUGAUUGUACGCACAUUCCUAUCAGUGCACCCCUGGGAGAGCAUGAGCGGGAUUUUGUGAAUAGAAAGUCCAAACACACCAUCAAUGUCCAGAUGACAUGCGAUCACCACUAUAUGAUCACAAGCCUGGAUGCAAGGUGGCCAGGGUCAGUCCAUGACUCCCGUAUAUUCAGAGAAUCAUCACUGUCUGACAGAUUCCACCAAGGGCAAUUUGAUGGAAUCCUGCUGGGGGACCGUGGCUACGCAUGCAUGAAGUUCCUCAUCACACCAUUUCCUGAUCCACAAACAAGGCAACAGAGAUCAUUUAAUCAUGCACACAGUGUCACUAGGGCCAGGAUCGAAAUGACAUUUGGCAUAUUGAAGGCCCGAUUCGCCUGCCUGAAGGUCCUUCGGGUCAAGCCAGACAGGGCCUGCCAAACCAUAGCAGCAUGUGUGGUUCUUCAGAAUGUCGCCACAAUAAGGAAGGAAAGAGUGCCCCCUCAUGAUCCUCCCCCACCCCUUGAUAUUACUGAUCCAAUCACCCUGGAUCAUCCAACAGGCCGUGCUGUCAGGGAUGCCAUUACCAACCAGUUUUUCCAAUGAAUUGUACACACCACAAAUUAAAUGCACAAAAAUAAAGACAUGUCACACCAA